AUGGAGGGGCCCGUGUUAACGUUGGGGCUGCUGGCUAUACUGGUCGUGUGUGCACCUCGUCCCUAUCCCUACCCCUCCCCAGGCAGCUGGGGUCUGAACGAGGAGGAGAGACUCAUCCGCUACCUGUUUGAAGAGAAAGGUUACAACAAGGAGCUCCGGCCUGUGGCGCACAAGGAAGAGAGUGUGGAGGUCUCCCUGGCCCUCACGCUCUCCAACCUCAUCUCCCUGAAAGAAGUAGAAGAGACCCUGACCACUAACGUGUGGAUUGAGCACGGCUGGACAGACAGCCGGCUGCAAUGGGACGCUGAAGACUUUGGAAACAUCAGUGUCCUGCGCCUGCCGCCUGACAUGCUGUGGCUCCCAGAGAUUGUGCUGGAGAACAACAAUGACGGCUCCUUCCAGAUUUCCUACUCCUGCAACGUGCUCAUCUACCCCUCGGGCUACGUGUACUGGCUUCCGCCUGCCAUCUUCUGCUCCUCCUGCCCCAUCUCUGUCACCUACUUCCCCUUCGACUGGCAGAACUGCUCCCUCAAGUUCAGUUCCCUCAAGUACACAGCCAAGGAGAUCACCCUGAGUCUGAAGCAGGAGGAAGAAGAGGGCCGCUUCUAUCCGGUGGAGUGGAUCAUCAUCGACCCCGAGGGCUUCACAGAGAACGGGGAAUGGGAGAUAGUGCACCGGCCAGCCAGGAUCAACGUGGACCCCAGCAUCCCACUGGACAGUCCCGGCCACCAGGAUGUGACCUUUUACCUCAUCAUCCGCCGCAAGCCCCUCUUCUAUGUCAUCAACAUCCUGGUGCCCUGUGUGCUCAUCUCCUUCAUGAUCAACCUGGUCUUCUACCUGCCGGCUGACAGUGGCGAGAAGACCUCAAUGGCCAUCUCAGUGCUUCUGGCUCAAUCCGUCUUCCUGCUGCUCAUCUCCAAGCGGCUGCCUGCCACGUCCAUGGCCAUCCCCCUCAUCGGCAAGUUCCUGCUCUUCGGCAUGGUGCUGGUGACCAUAGUCGUGGUGAUCUGUGUCAUCGUGCUCAACAUCCACUUUCGCACACCCAGCACCCACGUGCUGUCUGAGGGGGUCAAGAAGCUCUUCCUGGAGACCCUGCCGGAACUCCUACACAUGUCCCGCCCAGCAGAGGAUGGGCCCAGCCCAGGGGCUCUCAUCCGGAGGAGCAGCUCCCUGGGCUACAUCUCGAAAGCUGAGGAGUACUUCUUGCUCAAGUCCCGAAGUGACCUCAUGUUUGAGAAGCAGUCCGAGCGGCACGGGCUGGCCCGGCGCCCCACCACUGCACGCCGGCCCCCUGCAGGCUCCGAGCAAGCCCAGCAGGAGCUCUUCAGUGAGCUGAAGCCAGCUGUGGAUGGGGCCAACUUCAUCGUCAACCACAUGAAGGACCAGAACGAUUACAACGAGGAGAAGGACUGCUGGAACCGAGUGGCCCGCACAGUGGACCGACUCUGCCUAUUUGUGGUGACACCCAUCAUGGUGGUGGGCACGGCCUGGAUCUUCCUGCAGGGUGCCUACAACCAGCCUCCAUCUCAGCCCUUCCCCGGGGACCCCUUUUCCUACCACGAGCAGGACAAGCGCUUCAUCUAGAGUAGGCCUGCCCUGCCCCGCUGGCCCAGCUCCCAGACAGCUGCGGGUGGGGCCUCUGGCCUGGAAGGGAUG
Molecule: messenger RNA, 1656 nt
Organism: Nyctereutes procyonoides (raccoon dog)
Lineage: Eukaryota; Metazoa; Chordata; Mammalia; Carnivora; Canidae
Gene: CHRND
Product: cholinergic receptor nicotinic delta subunit
Exons: 12
Coding region: 1-1584 (527 amino acids)
Biological process (GO): monoatomic ion transmembrane transport; signal transduction; chemical synaptic transmission
Cellular component (GO): neuron projection; postsynaptic membrane; synapse
Molecular function (GO): acetylcholine-gated monoatomic cation-selective channel activity; transmembrane signaling receptor activity
Source: RefSeq, a predicted model, not a curated record